Molecule: messenger RNA, 2042 nt
Organism: Prosopis cineraria
Lineage: Eukaryota; Viridiplantae; Streptophyta; Magnoliopsida; Fabales; Fabaceae
Exons: 3
Coding region: 534-1190 (218 amino acids)
Source: RefSeq, a predicted model, not a curated record
GCUAUAUAUACAAACCGCUUUCAUUCAUUCAAAUCAAUACAGAUUCUUCUUCAUUAUGUGCAUUAGUGUUGAGGCCAUGCAGCGAUAAGAGCACAAGCUAACAUUUCAUAUGGAGCCGCUAGGAGAUGCAUUUCUAUAGAAAAAGAAAGGGCUUGGACGAAGAAGAAACUAUGGAAAUCAAAAGCACAUAAAAGGUGCGACCAGAAGAUCGACUUCAUUUUCUGUGGCAAUGAUCAUGAAGACACAUCCAUCUAAAUACGUGGCAGCGAAAAAUAUUCUGUACAGAAUUAGGACUUCAACUCUGAACAUAAGAUGGCUACAUGAAAUUAAAGCAAAAUCUGUCCUAUCUUAUUUUAAGAUCGACGUGCGGUUAUGUCCUCAUUUUGAUGACGUAAUUAACUUUCUAGAAUAUGGUGUUCGUCGUUCAUUCAAUGGAUAAGUGAACACCAUUUAUAUAACACAUGCCUCCCCACUUGAUCUAUAAAUAGUGACCAGUGAGGGCUAGUUCAGUAUCUGUUCAGCUCUGAUCAAACAUGUCUAUGUCUUCCUCUGAGUCUGAUCAUCACCGUGGGGAAUUCAUGGAACUGGUUAUUGUUCCAACCAAUCCAUUCACAGAGACUAAAGAAGGAGGCGAAGGAGAGAGUGUGAGGAAGCUAUUGCCUACUGACUCAUCCAACUCGAUCCCGCCAUUCCCAUACGAUCCUCCUCUCUCUGAAUCUGCUCCUUCUUCUCCCACAACUCCAAACCACCAAGUUCAAAUCCAAACCGCAGAACCCAACCCGCAACCUGCUGAGGCCGAUCAAACCCACCCGGUGUUCGAUAUAAUUGAGAGUCAAGAGCUCGGAAAGGCUGUUCUUGUGCUGGCUGUGCCCAUGUUGAUGGGUUUAUCCACUGCUUAUCAGUAUUUCACCAGCACUGUGGAGAUGAACGUGGUUGCGAUCAGCCUCUGUUUUGCUUUUGCUUCCAUGUUGAAUGGAAUCCUCUCGAGAAAAGCCUGUCCCAAGGUAUCGAUUCUCGUUCUCAUGUCAGGAAUCGUCUUGAUGAUCCUGGCUUUCUAUGCCUAUUCGGGUAUCAUUUUACCCGUCUACCUCAAAUGGAUACCCGUUGGCUGUUUCUUCCUCUCUAUUUUACCAAUUGCUCCAGUUUUUGUUGGCGUCAUCUACAGCAGGAGGAAGAAGGCCAAUAAUUAAAAGUGAUCUUCAAAAGACACAGAUCGAUCUUAAGAAGACAUAGCUAGAAAUUUAUAGUUAUAUGUAUCACGAAACCUAAACUAGUAGUCUUUAGUUAUAUACCUGUUACAUAAUCUGUAGUUUACAAAGGUGAGCAGAUAGUAUCCUUUUGUGUAUAUAUAUGUGGAGUUGCCCUAACGAUUAUCGUACUAUUUGUGUUAUGAUAUAAAUAUUAAUUGAGAUUUGUAGAUAUUGUUAUGAUGUAUUAUUUAUUGAGAUUUAUUUUGUUGAGAUUUAAGGAAUACUUUGUUUUUUACCAGUCACUAUUAAGAUGGUCCAUUUUUGUGUGUAUAUUAAGCUUUUCAUAACAAUAAUGCACAACACAUUUUUCAAUCUCUCUUUCUCUCAUGACUUCUUUCAGCUUGAUCUCCUUUGCUUGGAUUUGGUAGUUAGCUGCACUCAAAUAAUGUGGAUGGAUCCAUUGAGCAACUCUUCCUCCUCCACCCUUCUUUUUCACACAUACACGUGCCCAAGAAUUUGUACAGGAGAAUCAAAUUAAAUGAAGCAACAAACACACACACACACACAAAAUAUAUAUACACACACAUGCAUCAUUUUCAUGUGCGCCUGCGGAUUAAUUUCAGAGCCAUGGAGUUUCCAAACAAGCAAAAUUAAUUUCCUAUUGCACUGGUUACGUUUCCAUACUUCGAUUAUAUAAGAAAAUUUUAAACCCUAGGACACUACUCACAUCUACCAUAUUCCUAUCACCUAAACUUGCUUUGAAUGACUAUACUCUGACAAUGAAUAAUUAGUAUGUUUUUAGAUGGAAUUCGGUACAUGAGUAUCUAUUGGAAGUAGUCCGAAUAAUAUUAA